AUGGCUUCGACGGAGACAGCGCCGGCGCGGACUCAGAACUUGUCUACGCUUUUGGAGAAUCUCAAUACCUGUCUAGGAGGCGCAGCCUCAUCUCUGCCGACCCCUCGCAAAGAUGCACCCUCCGACGUCUCGAUCGAGCCCCCACAAGAUGGCAUCUCGCUCCUCGAUACUAAGAGCGAAAUCCUCCUUUCGUACCUCCACAACCUAGUUUUCUUGAUCAUAUUUCAAUUACGACAAACCUCUUCGAAGAAAAGCACCGAGACCGCCGACAAAUCUCUCGGUGACGAGGCAGUGAAAAAGCUGGUCGAGCUCCGCGUCUUUUUGGAUCGCGGUGUCCGCCCGCUGGAGGGACGGUUGAAGUACCAGGUCGACAAGGUCAUCAAGGCCGCAGAGGAUGCCGAACGGACCGAACGUCCUGUUAAGUCGAGCAAAUCGAAGAAGGCCACGAAGACCGAUGGUUCAGACAGCGAGGAAGCGUCCUCCGACGAGGCAGACAGUGGCAGUGACGAUGAUAGCGAUGCGGAGGAUGAGGAAGAUCUGGAUGAAAUGGCAUUCCGACCCAAUGUGGGCGCAUUCGCCAAGGCCAAGGCCGAGCCCAAGCAGCUCCAGAGCAAAUCCACCAAAGACGCCCGAGACACACCUAAUGAUGGCAUCUACCGCCCUCCGAGAAUCAUGCCCACUGCUCUUCCCACAACUGAAUCCGAGCGCCGUGAGCGCGAAGAUCGCCGGCCCCGUCGGUCCAACGUCAUUGAUGAAUUCGUCAGCGCCGAAAUGUCGUCCGCCCCAAUGGCCGAGCCUAGUAUUGGAAGCACCAUUAUCGACGGUGGACGCAAGACCAAAUCCAAGAGAGACCGCGAUCGUGAGAAUGAGCGAACUACGUACGAAGAAACAAAUUUUGUUCGACUCCCCAAGGAGACCAAGAAGGAGAUCGCAAAACGGGGUGGCGGCCGCCGGGACACUACGUUUGGUGGAGAUGAGUGGCGUGGACUCACUGAGGGCGCUGAUCGCAUUGAACGCCUUACUAGGCGGGCCAAGAGUGGAGGUGCCGCACUGGAGAAGAGUCGGAAAAGAAAGGCGAACGAGCGCAGUGACGGCGCGGGGAUGGGAGAGAUGUUCGACAAGCGCCGCAAGAAGAUCGAUACCUGGAAACGAUAG
This is a messenger RNA of Penicillium argentinense, 1155 nucleotides long. RefSeq names its product small subunit rRNA maturation protein LCP5 (gene lcp5). The record is from RefSeq and is a predicted model, not a curated record. The coding region runs from base 1 to 1155 and encodes 384 amino acids. Gene Ontology annotation, biological process: maturation of SSU-rRNA from tricistronic rRNA transcript (SSU-rRNA, 5.8S rRNA, LSU-rRNA). The transcript has a single exon. Gene Ontology annotation, cellular component: nucleolus; small-subunit processome. NCBI's taxonomy places the organism in Eukaryota, Fungi, Ascomycota, Eurotiomycetes, Eurotiales, Aspergillaceae.